AUGAUAAUCAAUAUGUAUGUCUGUGUGGGCACAGGUAUGGCACCGAUGGAGAGUGUGAAGAGGAAACUCGACGAUUACGGACACCUGAGGUUUGGCCGCAACGAUCCUAACAUGCAAUCCGCUGAUGGACUCAACUCACGAGUCAAAUACAAUGAUCCCGAUUACGGACACAUGAGAUUCGUUGUCGUCAACUCUUCAGUGAACCAAACAAUGGGUGAUAUCAGCGAUACCACGGACCCAAAGAAGACACAAAUGGACAACAAAUACAAGAUAUUGCAGGCGUUUGAGCUGAAAGUGAAGGAAAUGGUGGACAGCCAACAGAUCCAAGAGGUGGUGAUGAUUGACAACGAGUGGUGUGAUUAUGCCGUGAAUUAUCAUUUGUUUGCACAGAAUCUGAUCACUGGUCUGAAGAAUAGUCUGAACGACGCCCUCAAUGACAGGCAAAGAGUGGAACAGUUGUACGAAUCGGAGGCCGAGAAGUGUCGCCAAUUGGCGGACGCGUUGACCGCCAAAGACAGUGAGACGAAGAUAGCGAUCGAGACGCAGGCCAUUGAAUGGCGCGAACAGAAGGCUCUGAUGGAGAAUCAGUUGCAACGACUCCACCAACAGGUGAACGACCAGAAGUCGCAGACGAGUUCACUGCAGAUGAAGUGCUCGCUCGCCGACCAGACCAUCGCUCACAAGGAAAAUGAGUUACAAAAGCAAAACGCGUUGAAGGCGUCCAUCGGCUCAGAGAUCAGUGGAUUGCGAGACACAGCGACCACUCUUCGCAAUGAUGUCAAUGGUUUGGCCGCAAAUCAGACACAACUCAAGGAAUUAAUUCAAUCGGAAAGCGAUGUGAAUUCAGAUCUGAAGAAGCGAUUGAAGCAAAGAGAGAGUCAAUUGGCGACCAUUCAGGCGAAGAACAGUUCACUCGACGAACAAUUGUCUGAAUUGAGAGCCAAAUUGAAAGCUAAUAGCGAUCUGAUGUACGAGAAGGACGUGCAGGCCUUGCGAUUGGUCCAGAAAAAUGAAUUGCAAAAGCAAGCGAUCGAUGACUUGAGGGAACAGUUGCAGCAAUUGAUGGCUGAAAAUGAAAGUCUCACCAAAAGGUUGACGCAAACUAAUAUCGUUUCGUUUAAUUUGUUUGACACUAAGGAUGAGGAAUCAUAUGCUGAAGAAGUGCUUCCAUCGCAGACUGAUGAGCAAAAUGUGUCCAAUAAAUAA
This is a messenger RNA of Oppiella nova, 1206 nucleotides long. The record is from the annotation of a GenBank genome assembly. NCBI's taxonomy places the organism in Eukaryota, Metazoa, Arthropoda, Arachnida, Sarcoptiformes, Oppiidae.